Messenger RNA from Paramacrobiotus metropolitanus, 2900 nucleotides. RefSeq names its product myogenesis-regulating glycosidase-like. The record is from RefSeq and is a predicted model, not a curated record. Lineage: Eukaryota; Metazoa; Tardigrada; Eutardigrada; Parachela; Macrobiotidae.
GCUGAACGAGAUUUAACACAAUUUACUCACUGGCUCAAAUCAAAACCACUCACCUGGAUUUAAUCUGAAUUUUCUGGUUCGCGGAAUAUUGCGCAAAAACACUGCAUUUUUUCCCUUCCAAAUUAAUCAUUUUUUCAAAAAUCAUGGAUUAAUCACAUGAACCGGUGACUGAUGCGCCCAAUAAACCCGGUCAUGCCGGCGACAUUCCGGUGUUUUUAUGCGCCAUAAAUCCGCGACAUAAACCUGCGAAAAUGCGUCGCGAUGCGAGAAAUGACAGUCAGAUCUUAUACGCGGAAGUGCCGACGGCAUUCGCCCACGCCGACGGUAUGGAAGUGCAGGUGGCCCAUUCCAUUCGCCGACGUCCUAAGAAGACCGGGCAGCGUGUCUGCACCGUCUUAUCCGGCGUCCUGGUCAGUCUCCUGGUGUUGGGGGGCAUCGCCGCCGUCGUCUGGUGGGUGUGUUUCCGCGAGGGCGCCCCGGUCAGUCGGCAGCCGGAGUUCCUCGGGCACCUGGUCGUCUACCCGACGGAGCUGACCGGGAGCGUGUUUAGCGCCGGGAAUGGCUCGCGGGUGCUGGCGGAGUGGACGCUGGGCCGCGGCGGAGCGUCAGGGAUGGUGUUCAGUCGCGAGUGCAGUCUGGGCAAGGAGCAGGGGAAUGCGACCCGACCUGGCCUCCUGAACGACGAGCGCUUCCGGUACAUCUGCCUGGAAUACUCCCGCUCCCGUUCCACCCUCGCUGCCCCUUCCCACCGCCUCCUCAUCCAAAAAUCCAAUCUCUCGGCCGACGCCGCCUGCUACGACAUCCACUGGGACGCCCUGACCCCCUCCACGACCUCGGAGACCCUCCAGGACUGCCUCUUCCCCUCUCCCGCCACCCCGGGGAUCCUGGGCCCCGCCCGCCUCCCGGAGGGGGACACCCUGACCCUCCCGUACUGGAUCCUGGCGACCGGGGUCAUCCUGGUGGGGCGGGACGAGGACGACGGGGUCCCGGGAUCCCUGGAGGCCGCCGUCAACGCCUCGGGGGUGUGUGUGGGCGGGGCGGGACCGCGGCGGUGGUAUACGUUGUGUGUGGGACGCCCGGAGGAGGAUGUGGUGGCGCUACAUCGGGUGGUGCUGCCGCGGGUGCAGGCGCUGUAUGAGCAUGAUUUUGAUAGUGGAGUGAAAGGUCAGUUGGAUGAGAGUGUUAUUCGGCGACCUAUCUGGAACACCAUGUCCGUGGGCGGCGACGCCAGCGCCCAGCUGGACGCCGGCCUCAUCGCCGACCUGGCGCGCCUCCUCACCGUCGACCUGCAACUCCCGGUGUCGCAACUGCUCGUCGACCCCCGCUGGGAGGGCGUCCUGGCCCUCGGGGAGGACACCCUGGACCCGGUGACCUUUCCCGUCCCGCCGGCGCUGUACUUGGAGCUCCAGGCGCUGAAUAUCAGUCUACAAUUAUCACUCCAUCCCUUUAUUACCUCCAACUCGGCGCUGUUCGCCAACCUGUCCAACAGCGGCCUGCUGGUGGGGGACCGGCGGCAGUAUAAGGUCACGGACGCCUGGUACUGGAUGACGCUGCCCGGGGAGGUCAAUCUCGUGCAGACGGCCAUGCUGGAUCUCACGCUGCAGGCCGCCGUCGACUGGAAGAAGGCGCGGGUGCGCAGUCUCAUGAAAACACUGCAGGGCCGCGAACUGCCGGACAGCCGCUCCGGGUCCUGCCGCUUCCUGGGCGGCUGGACGGGCUGGCUGCGCCCCUCCCCGCCCACCGCCGCCCCCUCGCGCCGCCUCCUGGCCGCCUUCCCCGCCGCCGUCCGCCACAUCUGCGGCGACAACGUCCAGCUCUCCAUCCCACCCCUCUCCGGGUCCUUCGGGCUCCUCCGCCUCCCGGACACCCCGCUAACCAACUCCCCAAGCAUGUCCGCCGCGGACACCCUCCACUCCAUCAUCACCGGCCUCAUCCCCACCGCCCUGCGCACCUCCCUCACCGGGCACCCCCUCUUCAUCGCCCCGAUGGUCGGCGGGAACCCCUUCCUCACGCCGGACCACCUCCUGGACUUCGGGCCCGACGCCGAGGCCCGCUAUCCCCCCGGGGAGCGGUUCCUCCGUUUUCUGGGGGUCGUCCUCUUUCCGGUGCUGGAGUUCGGGGUGAACCCCGCGUACUACUCCGAUGACCUUUCCGUUCUGGAAAACACGUUAACUUUAUUAUCUCUUCGGGAGAAAUAUUUGGAGGUGAUUUUGAGCGCCGCCCGCGAGAGUUGGAUUGAUCCGCGGGUGCCGGUGGUGCGGCCGGUGUGGUGGGAGUGGCCGGGGGAUCCGCGGGCGUGGCGGGUCGAGGAUCAGUAUCUGGUGGGGGCGGGGAUGUUGGUGGCCCCUAUUAUUGAAAAAGGGGCGACGUCCCGGCGGGUUUAUCUGCCGGAGGGGCAGUGGGUCAACGCACAGGGCGGCCGGGAGCGGGCGGGGGUCGUCGAGGUCACCGCCGGGUUGGACACGGUGCCGGUGUUCUUUCGCGUCGUCUGAACGGAAUGGAUUGCUCCAAAUAUUUUUUUUUAUUUAAAACGGAAUUUUACAGAUUUAGUUUAUUUGGCGGCGAUUUAUUAUUGAUCUAAUUUUCUUUCUGUGCCGGUUAUUCGUGGUUUGGGGGAAUCGGAAAAUAUAUUCGCUGGUUUUUUUUUGCAUCGAUUGCCUGUGGACCGUUUGUUGUGGCCGGCGCGGAAUGAUCUUGUGGGAAUUCUCUCGUGUAAGCCGUCAACAUUAUGAAAGCAUAUUUUCGCCGAACUAUCAAAGAUUAUUUCUGAUAUAUUUAAUUCUUCUAUGCGGUUUAUUUACUUUUCUAAUUACUCGAUAUUUACGGUUGCAAAGUGUUGUUUCCAUUAAUUUUUCUUUUGAUUUAUGUCGAAAUUGUAAAAUUAAAUAUACUGCAAUGGA